UUCUUGGCUCUCUACCACGCGUUGUUCAGUCUCAAGUCGCAACAUUAUUUGUCCUUGGUCAACACCGCCAUGCCUCGCGUUUGCACGACGUCCGUCGUCCUGGCGCUCGCGCUCCUCCCGGUGCUGGUCGCGACGGCGGCGGCGGCAGCCACCACCGUCUACCGCCGCGUGGCUCCGUCGCCCGGCGGCCACGAGUGCGGCGCGCAAGGCACGUACGCUCCCAACAGCACCUACGAAGCCAACCUGCGGGCGCUUGCCGCCACGGUGCCCGCCCAGGCGAACGCGUCCUCCUGCAAGUGCUCGCCGGGCAACCAUGCCGGCGAACGCCCCGACAUGGUCGCCGCUUCGGUCUACUGCUACUGGCGCCCCGACGCGGGCUGGUCGCCUGACUGCGGCGCCUGCGUCGCGCGCGCGUUUGGCGAGGCGCAGCGGCUGUGCCCGUACCACAGGCAGGCCAUGGUCGUGGUUGACGGCGGCGAGUGCAGCGUCAGCUUCCAUGACGUUCAGCAGAUGGAGCAGAGCAUGGGCCUCGGCAGCCCCAGGCAAUUUGCAGUGCUGCAAAAGCAGGACGGGGAUCAUGUAUCAUUCCUUGAUUUUUGCCAAGAUAUCAAAGAACUGACACGCUAUAUGUCCGAGCAUGAAAAGUUAGAAUUGAAGAACUUUACUGGGCAAUGCGAAAGAUGCAAGCAUCAAGCUCUGAAGUCACCACGACGCCUCAUUAUGUGAAGGAUGUAUCUAUGACACUAGUGUUUCAUCAGUUAUGUAAUGUGUGGUUAGGAUUACUGUUGCUGCUCUGCUGUAUUUGCGAUGGUGUAAUGGUUUGGCGUUGGUCCAUAUGAGCAAAUGAGAGACUGCAUAUUCUCUACAACUCAAACAAAAUCACUCAGAGAGUCAGAGGACCCAGUCGUGUCAAAAUACCUUUUCCCCCAAAUGAGGUUUUCUUUCUUUAUGCUAAUUUGUGCAGUGUUUAUGCGCAACUAAUAUAACAAUGAUGUACUAACUUCUAGUAAGUAAACUUGCUUCAGACAAGACGAUGUUUGUCUUGUGUGAAACAUCAAGUUUUGCU
Sorghum bicolor (sorghum) is the source of this 1066-nucleotide messenger RNA. RefSeq lists its product as uncharacterized. The transcript is spliced from 2 exons. The record is from RefSeq and is a predicted model, not a curated record. Bases 70 to 726 code for a protein of 218 amino acids. NCBI's taxonomy places the organism in Eukaryota, Viridiplantae, Streptophyta, Magnoliopsida, Poales, Poaceae.